AUGCACGAGAUGGCGGUUUUUCAUUUCUUCAUAGUCGCGUUGACCUACUUUGAAUAUGGGUAAACUACUGGUUUUCCAUUCUCAAAAGAUCACUUUUAUUGAGUAAUUUUACUAACGUCCGCGAAAUUGAAAGCUUGCAUCUUUAAAUUGAGAAUACUUUGUGAACAGGCACCUGCUUCCUUUGUCAUCCCUAGUUCACCGGGUGUAUUAAAUCUGAAGUGUACGUAAUCUUACCUCACCAUCCAGAAUAUCGUGAAAUUCACCAAUAGCUUGCACAUCGGACAUCCGAUCUCCACUAAUCUGACUCACUUUCAACCCUAACCCUCCCUCAAGCAGGUCGUCUGUGUUUUAAGUGUUUGAACAAUAUUCGCAUCUGUUACGAUUUACGCCGUGAACUAUUUUCUCCAUGAUCUUUACAUUUUCGAACGUUGCGCUCUAACUGUAUCUAAAUGCGAUAUUUUUAAAAUAACGUCAACUUCUAAGUCGAUACCUACCAUUCGACAACCUGCAAGGAAUAUAAAACGUGGUAACGCUCAGUUACGCAUUGUGAAAUGAGGAAGGGAAGCAAUCCCGUUUGUGCAAAUUUUAAAGCUCUCGCCGCGAAUGUGAGUUUAGGCCUUUUGAAAUAAGUAUACAGUCAGAAGUCUUCACAUUUCCGACAGUUAUGUUUUUUCUGCGCCAAAACUUCCUCUUCAGUAGGUGGGCUAACUCAUGAAAUGUCAACCGAAAUUCCGAAAUGCGUUUUGGGCUCGAAACGAUUACUUAUAGUGGGUUGCAAAAAUAAUCAUCGUAGAGCAUAACUUUAUAAUGAUUCAGUUACCAAAAGAUACCGGAUUUGAACGCACCCCUUUGCGCUGCUUGUAAAAACAAUACCAUGUAAUAAAUGCCUACUUACGUAUCAUGUCUUUUUUCAUGUAUUUUCGAUGCUCCUAAUAAGUAUAUUAGAUUUCAUAUCUAACAUACACAAAUAUAUUCAUUCUCCUGCUUAUUCGGUAGAAAAUGACGCUUUCCUUUAUUUUUACACUCGAAGAAAGGGUAUAAUUCGGUGUUAAAAAGGUUUCUAAUUAUGAGAUUUUUUAGUAUCAUGUAAUGGCCGUUCAUAAAACGUCAUGUCAAUGCAUUUACCAAUGUGGCUUGCAGAGUUACCAAUAUGGCUUAACUCCACUGCUAGAUUAUCCGAGGCCCAAAUAUCCUCCUCAUAAUACCACAGAGAAAUGUAUGAUUUUUCGUAUGCAAAAACUACACGGUUUGUAGUUUGAAAGCCUGAAUACAAGUUUAACUGCAGAUCGGGUUCGAAUUUAUCGAGGAAUGGGUAAAGUUUUUGAAAACCAAAUUAUACCUUUCCUUCAAGUAUGCAAUUAUAAGAAGACGUCAUUUUCUAUCAAAUAUGCAAGAGAACGAAUAUGUUUAUGCAUGUUUCCCCUUGAAAUAUAAUUGAAUUUGUAGGGUCAUCGUAAGACAAAAAGAAAGAAAGCUAGAUAAUUAGUCAUUUAUCACAGAGUAUUGUUUUACAUGCAACGGAAAGAGGUGCAUUUCAAAGCCGGCAUCCUGUGGUAACUUAACCAUGCUGUACGAUGCUUAGUUUUACAACUUUACUUUAUUAGUCUUUUCGAAACCAAAAUGCAUUUCCGAAUUUCGGUUGACAUUUCGUGAGGUAGCUUACAUAAUGUACCUGGUAAAUGGUAUAAAACAAAAAGGCUAGGUCAAGAAUAUCUUUGUAGGUAGAAGAACCAUUAAAUUCCUGUGCACGUGCCUUCAUAACUAGGAGAUGCUCUUGAAGGACUGCUAAGUGGGAUCGUUUUCGGGCAAGUCCUUUUAUUUCACUGUCCUCAUUAAAAGCAACUCAUCAAUACUGCUUCAUAUAAUUUUGAAUUCACCCUCGAGGUCAAAUUGCAAAAUGCGAUUCCUGUGAAGACUAACUCCGACUUGAGUUGAUCUGCAGACAUUAGUGCUUCAAGAGAGUGGCGAGCUAUAUCAUAUUGAUUUUUUAACGGAACUAUGAGUCAAUUUUAGGUACUGUCAAGACCCUUGCAACUGGAGUAAACGUAUUAUCCCGAGGGGAGCAGCUGGAAACUUCACCGUAGAAGUUCCGAUACAUUACAGUUAUCGGGUGAGUUCACAAAUUACAGGUGCUGAUGAAAUGAAUACCUGUUAGGGAUGCGAAAAGCGCUUUUUAAUUAGCCUGUCAUAUAAUGUUGCAAAUGUUUAUAACAACAAUGCCUUAUCCAUGUCUUUCAGGGUGGAUAUAUAAAUGGGGAACCCUUUGGAACAUAUUUUUGGGCAAGGGGCUGGUGUACGCACAAAAAGGGCUAUUUUCAGUGUCCCUAUGGAAAACGUAUGCUGCUUGUCCUUGCCCAAUCCUUCAAACAAACAUUUGCCUCUAACGUAAACAAGUUAUAGAUCACUCCUGUCUAGUCAAACCAAAAAAACACAAAACUCUCCAUCGACAACGAGAUAAUUACCAAUAUACUUCAAACAAAAUAAAUAAUUUGGGAAUAAAAGCAACUGAUUUGUACACUUUUGACCUUGAUUCCCUAAGCCAUGCUCAGACAUGAAGUGAUUGCGCGAAACACUAAAUAUUUAAACAUACUAGAAAUCGAUAUUUCUGUCACUCCUGCUGGUCAGACUUUACCGUGUGCUGACAUCAUGAACUGAUUAGCAAACGUAUUCUCCACUAUUCCUUGAAGUUUUUGAACACACCAGCUAAUUUCGUAUGUCGAUUUAUGAAUGAGUUUUCAGAAUAAAUGACCUCUAAAAAUUCGUUACCAUUUCUAAACUUAUGUAAAUGUGUAUUGCGAAAUGAGCAUCCCCGAAAAUUUAGUGAAAAAGCCGGCAGUUUUUUAUCGUGUAAAUAAAUCACAUAUAAAUAUAUUACUGUCUUUAUGUAGCGGUGACGUGCUGCAUAAAAUAUUCCAAUAAAAAUAAAUUAGAAUAUUUAUUGUUGACUUAAUUGCACGAGGAAUUAAAUAAAAUAAUGACUCGACGUUCACUCUGUAUUUUAAGGGAAUGACAUCCAUACGACCACCCUCACACUCCCACAAGUUGAAAAUAUCUCCUACGUUAUGCUGAAGGACAGCUAUCCGAUUACGCUUCACAGGACGGAGGACAAAACCGUCCUUACGUUUGUUUGUUUCCCACCCUGA
Spirometra erinaceieuropaei is the source of this 3143-nucleotide messenger RNA. The record is from the annotation of a GenBank genome assembly. NCBI's taxonomy places the organism in Eukaryota, Metazoa, Platyhelminthes, Cestoda, Diphyllobothriidea, Diphyllobothriidae.